Molecule: messenger RNA, 209 nt
Organism: Sarcophilus harrisii (Tasmanian devil)
Lineage: Eukaryota; Metazoa; Chordata; Mammalia; Dasyuromorphia; Dasyuridae
Source: the annotation of a RefSeq genome assembly
AUGCCUCAAUUAGAAACAUCAGCAUGAUUUCACGUUGCCGGCUUAACUAUCAUUAAUAUUUUCUGCUUAUUCCAACUACAACUCAUCGGUAUUGAAAUAAUCUAUAUUUAUCCUCCAGAAGAAAUCCUCAAACUCCCAGAAAUCCCAUUUCCCUGAGAGAAAAAAUGAACGAAAAUUUAUUUGCCCCUUUCAUCUGCCCUACUAUUAUA